Molecule: messenger RNA, 1376 nt
Organism: Cydia fagiglandana
Lineage: Eukaryota; Metazoa; Arthropoda; Insecta; Lepidoptera; Tortricidae
Product: lipoma-preferred partner homolog
Exons: 3
Coding region: 106-1365 (419 amino acids)
Biological process (GO): cell-cell adhesion
Cellular component (GO): focal adhesion; stress fiber
Source: RefSeq, a predicted model, not a curated record
CCACGACUUGGAUUGUCAGUUUUGCAUUGUUUCGCGAGAGGUAACGAUUUUCACUAGAGGGAAAUAAUCAAAUAUCAUUAUAAAGGUGAAUAAAAAGUUUUCAAAAUGAAUACCCUGGAUAAACAAUUAGCAGACUUACGAAUCUACGCGAACGAAUUGGACGCAAAGCUGCAGGACGACAUAAAUGCUGCCAAAAUGAAACCUUCCAUUCCACCCAAAAAAAAUAAGGUGCCGCAGCCGCAAAUACCUCAGAGUUGUAUGGUGAAGUCUGCCUGCGAGCCUUCCUACUCAUCGAGACUAGAGUAUGGGAGCCGUACGAGCUCAACCUACUCUAAUCUAGUGCCCGUAAAGAGCUGUAUCGUGAGGAAUACAGCGCGAGUGAAGAGCGGCGAUGUGUUCCUAUACAGCAAUUUAUUGCCACCGGGUGGUACCAAUCAUGUCUAUUCAAACAUUCCGAUGCAGCGGAACUCUGAGAGCAUAUACGGCGACAGAGACGCGAGGUCUGAGGUUUCUAGAAUAAGCGAUGUUGGUGCACAGUCCAACUAUAGUGAAUUACGUCGCCCCGGUUCUGCUUAUCCUCCGUCCUCGGCUUCAGUGAACGCACAAGACUUUUCCACGUAUGGCGGCUCGCAGACAUCCUCAACUUAUGAGUCUCUAUAUGAACCUAUCAAUCCUAGACCAUGUAGUCAGUUAUCUGGAACAUCCUUAUAUGGUGGUUACGUCGGGACUGCACCGGAGCCAACACUGGAGCCGGAUGAUGAGUUGUACUGUGGUAACUGCUUCCGCUGCGGGGGCAAGAUCAUGGGAGAGACUACUGGGUGUACAGCCAUGGAGAGGAUAUACCACAUAAAAUGCUUCUGCUGCCAUCAGUGUGGUAUUAAUUUACAGGGUCGACCAUUCUACGCCGUCCAGGGCAAGGCCCUCUGUGAGCGGGACUACCUGGCCACUCUAGAGAAGUGUUGCGUGUGCGGUGACCCUAUUCUCGACCGCAUGCUUCGGGCCACAGGCAAGCCGUACCACCCGCGCUGCUUUACCUGUGUGGCGUGCCAUAAGAGCCUGGACGGGAUCCCCUUCACAGUUGACGCUGUUAACCGCAUACACUGCAUAGAGGACUUCCAUAAAAGAUACGCGCCCCGCUGCGCGCGCUGCCGCGAGCCGAUCGUGCCCGAAGGCGGCGCCGAAGAAACCGUCCGCAUUGUCGCUCUAGACAAGAGCUUCCACAUCGCCUGCUACUCCUGCGAAGACUGCGGGUCCUCAUUAUGCUCCAGACAAGAGGGUAGGGGCUGCUACCCUCUCGAUGACCACCUGUAUUGUAGGGAAUGUAAUGCGAAGCGCAUACAGGACCUGUCGCGGAAUAUCAACUAGUUGGCUAGUAG